Molecule: messenger RNA, 1757 nt
Organism: Morus notabilis
Lineage: Eukaryota; Viridiplantae; Streptophyta; Magnoliopsida; Rosales; Moraceae
Product: epoxide hydrolase A
Exons: 3
Coding region: 158-1117 (319 amino acids)
Molecular function (GO): hydrolase activity
Source: RefSeq, a predicted model, not a curated record
AAAUAAUAAUAAAAAAAAGCUUAUAAUCAUUUCAUUUUCAUCGCCAAUCAAUCUUGUUUUGUUUUUCGGCCGGCCAAUCUUACUUGUAUCUCACUAUAAGACACUGAAAUAUCAGACUUUUUUCUAAUAGAGAGAGAGAGAGAGAGAGAGAGAGAGAAUGGACGGAAUAGAACACAGAACAGUGGAGGUAAACGGCAUACACAUGCACGUCGCCGAGAAAGGUGACGGCCCGGUGAUCCUAUUCAUCCACGGCUUCCCUGAGCUCUGGUACUCUUGGCGGCACCAAAUCGCCGCCCUUUCCUCCCUUGGUUUCCGCGCCGUGGCGCCGGACCUCCGCGGCUACGGCGACUCCGCCGCGCCGGAAUCUCCCGCCGUCUACACCUGCCUCGACAUCGUCGGCGACCUGAUCGCCCUCCUCGACGCCAUCGCCGCCGAUCAGGAUAAGGUCUUCGUCGUCGGCCACGACUGGGGCGCUCUCAUCGCCUGGUACCUCUGCCUGUUCCGUCCCGACCGCGUCAAGGCUCUCGUCAACCUCAGCGUCGCCUUCAACCCCAGGAACCCUAGGCGCAGGCCGAUCCACUCCAUGCGAGCCGUAUGCGGCGACAACUACUACAUAUGCAGAUUUCAGGAAUUUGGGGAAAUUGAAGCCGAGCUUGAGAAGAUCGGUAUCGAUAGAGUGCUGAGGGAGUUUCUGACGUAUCGACAUCCAGGUCCGCUCUUCUUGCCGAAGGGGAAAGGGUUUGAACGGCCCGUGGAUGUUCCGAUUUCGCUGCCUGAUUGGUUAUCGGAGGAAGAUUUGAAGUAUUACGUGAGCAAAUUUGAGAAGACUGGCUUCACCGGAGGAAUCAACUAUUACCGGAAUAUUGAUAGAAACUGGGAACUCGUCGCACCAUGGACGGGGACUCCGAUCAAGGUUCCGGUGAAGUUUAUUGUGGGUGAUUUGGACCUAACUUACAAUAGUUUUGGGGCCAAGGAUUACGUACACAAAGGUGGAUUCAAGAGAGACGUGCCUUUUCUGCAGGAGGUAGUAAUAAUGGAAGGCGUUGGCCACUUCAUCAACCAGGAAAGGCCACAGGAGAUAAACCAUCACAUCUAUGACUUCUUCAACAAGUUCUGAUUAGGACUCAGGAGGUUGCACAUCUAUUGCCGUUCCCUUUUAGCUUUUUGUGUUGUCAACAAACAAUUUCACCCACGUAGCCUAUAUGUGAUAGUAAAUAUGUUUCCCUUAGUGGAAUGGACUACUAAUAAUAAUACUUAUAAUAAAUGAAUAAUAAUAAUUCCACUGAGUGGUUUUCGCAGCAGGGAAAAUGAACAUUCUUAAAAGGAUUAUUUUCAUCGAUGUCGCAGAAUUUUAGGGUCAUUGUUACUUUGCUCCCACUCAUGGACAUCCCUCAAGGAACCAAACCCCCAACAACCUCCCCUGUAGCCGCCAACCACGCCUCUCCCCACGCCAAACAGCCCUCCGGCCCCGAGCCUUCUAGUGCCGCCACGCCUCUAUCCCAUCCCCCAUCCCAACACCAUCUAAUUGAAAUUAGGAGAUAUAUUUAUGUAAAUGGACUGCCUUUUUUGUCUUGUGUUUUCACAAUUGUUCUUCGACCACAUAGGCAGCGAGAGUCUUUGCGGACACAACUUGGCCACACAUUAUGUUAUUACCAAUGAUUUCUUUGCUGAAGCAUAAUGAGUCACACAAUAGAGUUCUCUUUAAUAAGUAUUAAUGACAGGAUAUGAACUUUUGUUCUUAGCUUUUUAAUGCUGCC